Messenger RNA from Morchella sextelata, 5454 nucleotides. RefSeq lists its product as uncharacterized. The record is from RefSeq and is a predicted model, not a curated record. Bases 1 to 5454 code for a protein of 1817 amino acids. Gene Ontology annotation, biological process: DNA integration. Lineage: Eukaryota; Fungi; Ascomycota; Pezizomycetes; Pezizales; Morchellaceae. The transcript has 3 exons. Gene Ontology annotation, molecular function: nucleic acid binding; zinc ion binding.
AUGGCAUUCCGAAGGGAUUAUUUCGUAGACACCUCGGCCGUAACAGACGAGGCCGCAGAGGACGCUAUGGUACUAUCUGAGGCUGUUAGCCCCGAUCCCCUACUCCAGGGAGGACCCUCUACACACACUAGGUCAACGAGUAAACGCUCUACUCAAGCCCAGUUUACGAGGUCCAUGCAGGAGUUUUUGGAUACCCAUGAGGCACAAAUGAGGUAUCUUGGUACAGCUGGACAGGCCGUUUGGCAGCAGCUACAAAACCUCCAGGAACAAGUGCAGGGGAGUGGGCAAAUUCUGGAUAAGAAAGCACGGCAAGAAGCCAUCGCCCAGAAGCAACAUCUCGAAUCGCUCUUUGAGCUCGUCGAAAAUGUUCGACAAAUGCAAGAAACUGCACGAGCCGCCGACCACGAAAUUCUGGACCGUAACCAUCGAAUAACCCAGGACCAACUGUUGGAGGCGGAACGACAGCUGAGAGUUGCAAGAGAAGAGCGGGAGCAGGAGAAAAGGGAACAGCGGGAACUGUUGGCACAAUUCAAGCAGUCCGAUGAUGUGAGAAACCAACGAAUAGCCGAGAUGGAGGAAAGCCUACGACAACAUAUGUCGGUAGCACCCUCCAUGGUGAGCAUCCCCUUGGACCCUAAUGCACCCCAAACGGUUCCUGUUGGCAACGGCAAGAACCCCGAGAAUGCUGGCCCGGUAGGAGGAAAUGCCGGCCCAGUAGGAGGAAACGCUGGUCCCGGAGAUAGUAGUAAGAAACCGGUGGGAGCUGCCCCCGUCGGCGGGAAUGGUGGAAAUCAACCUCCCCAGAACCCACCAAGAGGAAACGUUGAGGGAGACCCAGAACCUUCCGACGACGAUGAUGACGAUAACAGUGAAUGGUCGCACGGUCGGAAGAAUUGGAGAAGGAACCGAGGCGGGAACCGGAAUUCGGUGCCGCCUGAAGAUGACGAUAUGGUAGAUUCGCUCGCCAAAAUACCCUUCGAGUUCGAUAAUGCCAGGAAGCAUAAUCUGCGGCAUUGGCUCAUGGAGUGCGAGAUCUAUUUCGAGCAGAAGCCCAAGAAGUUCCGAACGGACAGAAACAAGGUACUGUUCGCUGGAACGUAUACGUGUGGGUUGGCAAAGGAAUGGUUCAUGGAAUACAUCGAGACCAAGAUGCUAGGACCGGCAGCCGCGGACUAUGCUACUUGGACUCGGUUCCGUCAGGAGAUUAGAAAACGUUUCCUAAGCACUCAAGAGGCUAUGGAGAACGCGAUGAAGAUGCAGCAGUUUAAGUACUCUGCUAACAUCGGAGACUACCUGACGAGAAUGGAGAUCAUGAACCAGCAUGCUCAGAUGAAAGGAGCAUCCUAUCGCGCCGCCCUGCUCCAAGGGCUACCCAAUGAAAUCCGGGAGCGCCACUCACGCUUCGAUCCAACCGAUGACGACUCCGAGUACAUCCAACAGUUGGAACGAGCCGGCAAGGCUCAUGAGGCCUAUCAGGAGCAGAUGAAGAUGUUGGGGAAAGCGGAGUCGAGAGGAAGGGAGACGAAUAAUGCUGGGAACUCGCGGCAAAAGGAGAAGGGGUUUAAGAUCAAGGGGAGAGCUCAGACCGAGGAGAAAGAAAAAGGGCAAGAUAAGAAGAGCACCAGCAAGAACAAGUCGGGGAACAAACCAAUAUACCACGACUACGACGAAGCCACCAAAGGAGUUCCACAGCCGGUCCGAGAGCAGCGAAAGACCGAUGGAGUCUGUGUACGAUGUGGCCGAAAGGGUCAUCUUUGGAAAUGGUGUCGUUCAGAUGCUAACAGCGGUGCAUCUAUCUCCUCUUUCUCCCGAAAGCGUACCCGCGAUGACGAUGGCGACCACGAUAUGGAACCACCGGAACCCCAACCUCCGAGAAAGCGUAUGAGGCACCGUGCUAGAAAGCCGGCUGCUACGGCUGCUGCGGAGUACACCAGUGGGCAAGCGUUUAAAAUUUUGGAGGAACCUAUUCACGGUUCUCGACCUAUCGUUAAUCAGUUCCUUUGUUUUGCGGAAAAAUGUUUACCUUAUAAGGUGUUGUUGGAUACUGGUGCAACUGGUCCUGUUUUGUCUGCUGUUUUUGUUGAUAGUUUUGAGGUCCCGAAGGUGAAACGAGACGUCCCGGCCCGGGUAUUUGGAUUUACGGGAGAAGUUAUGAAGGGCACGGGACACGCCUUUACACAACCAUUAAUUAUAAUGUCAAGGGGGCAUCAGACACAGUUAUCAUUCGAAAUCGCCCCUCUCCCACUUGGCAUCGAUGCGAUACUACCGAACUGGUGGUUGAAAGAACACAAACCGGUUAUAGGGGCAAAUGGGGAAGUUUCCUACGAUGGUGAGAACUGUAAGAGUGAAUGCUUCACUGACAAGGAACCUCAAAUAGAAAUGGACGAGGGUGUAUUGGACGAUCCGGAAGCCCAAUUCAUCGGUAGUAUUUGCCUUUUGGAAGAUGAAUCGGUCAACCUCCGCGAAACUCUUCCCUCUUGGCUCCAUGGGUUCCUUAAAGUCUUCCUACCAUCGGAAGCAGACAAAUUACCACCGCAUCGAUCCUACGACCAUGCGAUAGAUCUUGAACCAGGUAAACAGCCACCAUGGGGACCCGUCUACUCCCUAUCCGAAGUCGAGCUGAAGGUGCUUCGGGAGUACCUGGACAAAAUGUUGCGAUUGGGAAAGAUUAGGCCGAGCAAAUCCCCAGCAGGAGCCCCAAUCCUAUUUGUGAAGAAGAAGGACGGUAGUCUACGACUUUGCGUUGACUACCGUGGACUUAACCGCGUGUCCAUCAAGAACAGGUAUCCGUUACCACUUAUGGACGAAUUACGAGAUCGAGUGGCGGGCGCGGUUAUCUUCUCGAAGAUUGACCUGAAGGAAGGUUAUAACCUCAUCAGGAUCAAAGACGGCGACGAGUGGAAGACAGCCUUCCGUACGCGGUAUGGACAUUUUGAGUACCUCGUCAUGCCUUUUGGGCUGGCAAAUGCGCCGGCAACCUUCCAGAACAUGAUGAAUGAUGCGCUGAGGGAAUUCUUGGAUCAAGGUGUAGUAGUAUACCUCGAUGAUAUCCUAAUAUAUAGCAAGUCUCGAGAGGAACAUAGAGAGCUGGUCGGCAAAGUACUUAGUAGGCUACAAGAAUACAACCUGGUCGCCAACCCGAAGAAAUCAUUCUUCGAGCUCACCGAAAUCGAGUUCCUCGGAUACAUCCUUGCCCCAGCAGGCGUCACCAUGGCACUGGAUAAGGUCAUGUCUGUUACGAAUUGGCAAGCCCCGUGCAGCGUUAAAGAAGUACAGAUCUUCAUGGGCUUUGCCAACUUCUACAGAAGGUUUAUCCACAAUUUCUCCGGGGUCUGUAAACCCAUUACCGAUUGUCUCAGGGGUGAUGCUAAGAACUUUGUCUGGUCUAUGACGGCCCAAGCAGCCUUCGAAAAACUCAAAACCCUGUUUACGUCUGCGCCGAUCUUGGUACACUUCUCUCCAGAUCGCCAGACUAUCGUGGAAACGGACGCAAGUGAUUUUGCUAUUGCCGCAAUUCUAUCCCAGGUUAUUGACGGAAAGACUCACCCUGUCGCCUUUUAUUCUCGGAAGCUUAACCCAGCGGAACUCAACUACGACGUCUGGGAUAAGGAGAUGCUAGGAAUUGUGUCAGCCUUCAAGCAAUGGCGUCACUACCUCGAAGGGCCUAGCCAAACGGUUCUCGUCUAUACGGAUCACAAGAACUUAGAGUACUUCUCUACCACUAAGGUUCUUAACCGACGACAGGCAAGGUGGGCUGAGUCUUUGGCGGAAUUUGACUUCAAGAUUAUUUACCGCCCAGGAACCAAAAAUGGGAAGGCAGAUGCACUAUCGCGACGGCCGGAGUACCGUCCUGAAGGGGGAGGCACGCUUGGGAAACAGCCGAUAGACAGGUUCUUUAAGCCCGGGCAGUUGGCGGAGGAAGAGUUUGUGGUAUCAGCGGUGUCGCUUGCCUCCAAGGGAGUGAUCGACUGGUCUAGGAAUUUUCUGGAUCAUGUCAGGCAGGCGGCAUCGGGAGACCCGAUAUGGGUAGGAAUGAGAGAGAGAGUUGAGCAAGGGGAGAAGCUGGGGGAAUUGAAGGAUAUUGCCGAGAAAGACGGGCUACUCUUCUAUAAGAACCGACUCUACAUCCCGGCAGACGACCGUAUCAAGAUCCGAAUCGCACAGGCAGAACACGACUCGAAAGUGGCAGGACACUUUGGACAAGACAAGACACUGGAACUCAUCACGCGUAACUUCUAUUGGCCAAAAAUGAACGAGUGGAUUGAUGACUACGUUCGGUCAUGCGACGAGUGCCAACGUAACAAACCUAGCCGCCAUAAGAAAUAUGGUGCGCUUCUACCACUGUCCACGCCACAUGCUGUCUGGCAAUCGAUAUCAAUGGACUUCGUCGUACAGUUACCGGAAUCAAAGGGAUACAACCAAAUUUGGGUAGUAGUCGAUAGGUUCUCGAAGAUGUCGCACUUCAUCCCCUUAGUAGCAGAAACGACCGCGCAGGAUUUAGCGAAGAUAUUCCUCGGUCAAAUCUGGAGACUCCAUGGGCUGCCUCUCGACAUAGUUUCCGACAGGGACGCCAAGUUUACUUCAAGUUUUUGGGCAUCCCUUAUGGAAUUGUUGGAUGUGAGGAUAAGAAUGAGUACGGCUUUCCACCCUCAGACCGAUGGGCAAACAGAGCGAGUCAACCAAACCCUCGAGCACUACUUACGAGCGUUUUGUAACUACGAGCAAGAUGAUUGGGCAGAGCUACUCCCGUUGGCGGAGUAUGCUUAUAACAACUCGGUCACCACCGCCACGGGCCAAUCUCCGUUCUAUACCAAUUACGGUUACAACCCAAGGACCAACUGGCCGACGGAAGCCGAAGUGGUUAACCCAACCAGUGACCUGUACGCUCACUUCAUCCGAGGAGUUCAUGACUCCGCUCUCGCUCGCUUAACAGACACCAGGGAGGAAAUGGGGAAAUACUAUGAUCGGAAAAGGGACGAACCGCCUAACUUCAAGGUGGGAGACAUGGUUAUGCUCAAUGCGACCAACAUCAAGACUCGUCGCUCUACCAAGAAACUCGAUCAUAAGAAACUCGGCCCGUUUAAGAUUAUCCGACUAGCUGGGAAACGAGCCUGCGAACUGGAACUGCCACCACAAGUCAAAAUCCAUAACGUGUUCCACAUUGAACUCUUGGAACGUUACCGACAGAGCAGUAUCCCAGGUCGCGAACAACGUCCCCCGACUCCCGAGGAGGUCGAUAAGGAAGGAGAGGUGCUGUAUGAAGUGGAAAGUAUUGUGGGAAGCCGGAAAAGCAGAAGAGGAUUAGUGGAAUACCUGGUGAAAUGGCGGGGCUAUUCGAUGAGUGACUGUACGUACCAAGUCAUGGAUGCUAUGGAUGAGGAGGUACUUGACCUUGUCCGCGACUUCCAUCGAAGGAACCCCAAGGCUGUGAAGGACCAACGCCUGAGACUAUAG